Laccaria bicolor S238N-H82 is the source of this 1464-nucleotide messenger RNA. RefSeq lists its product as uncharacterized. NCBI's taxonomy places the organism in Eukaryota, Fungi, Basidiomycota, Agaricomycetes, Agaricales, Hydnangiaceae. The record is from RefSeq and is a predicted model, not a curated record. The transcript has 3 exons. The coding region runs from base 1 to 1464 and encodes 487 amino acids.
AUGUUCUCCAACCCUCGAAUGCCCAUCAGCAGGGCUGCGUCGCCUGCGCCAGGAAUUUCUCGGUCCUUCGAUGGUGCUCCAGUUAGGUCUCCGAGCGUGCUGGAUUUUCAGAUUGAAAAGGCUCCCAAGUCACCCAACAUGGGCGGUGGGCGAGCAAUGCCUUCCCAGGCAGCCCACCAAGACGACGUGCUGCUCAAUCAAUAUGUAUCUGCAAUCAUCGCCGCGAAGGACCGACAAUUCGCAAUUACUGGCAGUAUUCCCCUGGAUCCCUCACAACUUGUGUUGUUCUUCCGAUCCAAGAGCGGGAUCACUCACUCCUUGGACUUCCCGAUCGAUGUUCACUAUAACACUCCCCCUGCGCUCGAUGUCCUCAUCGCAGCAUGCAGACCCCAUCAGACCUCCGACUACGACGGCUACUCCAGCCAAGAAUCCCUUUUCUAUCCACCCAAUCUCCCCUUGACCCCCUCGUUGGAAAUUGCCAACCAUCCCAUUCUCGACGCGGUCAAAACGUCUUUAUUCCCAUUCCUACCCCCAGGACAGCAUCUUACCGCUGUCAGAGACAAACUGGAGGUUCUGGUAGACGGCGCGGCUCUGAGUCGCCAGCCUCCCAAUCUGCGCAAGGACGGCCGUUCCGCGACCAUCAUCGUCACCCUCCCCGUUCGACAUGUGGGUGGGGAGUUGAUUGUGCGGGACACGGAUGGGACUCAGGAGAGCUUUUUAGCCAAAGCGGGAAAUCAUGGAGAAAUCGAAUGGGUGGCUUUUUUGGCGGACUGCGAGUAUGAGAUACAGACGGUGAAGAGAGGUUGCAUGCUUUCCGUCUCCUACGGAGUUUUUCUGAAGAACUUCGAUUCGCCUUUGGUUAACGCUCCCACCUUGAUUUCGCCGAGCGAUAGGUUCUUCGACCUUCUCGCUCCAAUCCUCAACAUGUUGCGUGGGCGUAGGAUUGCGUUCUACGUAACGCACAAUUAUGGGGUAGAUCCUUCCCAAGCCGUCGCGGAAUCCUUGAUUCCUCAGCUUAAAGGAGCUGAUGCUUUGAUAUACAACGCCUUCAAGAUGUAUAAACUCGGUGUUGCGGCUCACUGGACCGCGGGGGGAUACUUGUGGCCUGUGGAUCGCACCAUCGAAUUGUCUACAGAAGAUAUCACCCAACCCCCGCACCUCAAAUCGUCGAACCAAGGUCUGAGGAUGCCUUUUGGCGUCGUCAAUGGAUCUGCAAAACUAGGAGGCGUUCCUCCAGUUCGAGGUCCUUUUAACACUCAGGGCCAUGGAGAUAUCGAAGCUGAGGCCGUUCGCGUGAGAGUCGAGGCGAGCGGUGCUACUCUGCUGGUGGACGAGGCCAUCACCAUCCUGACGGACUGGAGUAAUCCGGCCCCAGUUGUUGGGACGGAACGUGUUUCGUUUGUGUCUAACGGGGAAUUGGAGAAGCUGGUCGUAAAUGCCUUGCUGGUCGUUUACGUUCCGUAG